Molecule: messenger RNA, 2230 nt
Organism: Cylas formicarius (sweet potato weevil)
Lineage: Eukaryota; Metazoa; Arthropoda; Insecta; Coleoptera; Brentidae
Product: glucose dehydrogenase [FAD, quinone]-like
Exons: 7
Coding region: 329-2167 (612 amino acids)
Molecular function (GO): oxidoreductase activity, acting on CH-OH group of donors; flavin adenine dinucleotide binding
Source: RefSeq, a predicted model, not a curated record
CACAUUUAACAUAGACUCGUAAUAGUAACUAGCGCAGUUAUUUUUGCUUUUAGAGAUCUACGCGAUAUGUAAUUUAAUAAAGGUUUACUUCGAAAAGUUUAAUUAUUGAAAAGUAUAUUAAGUACAUAACACCUACAUAUUUCACCUUAUACAGGUUUAAUGGUCAACUUUAUACGAAAUAAAUAAUACCGAAUCAACGAAGGUCAGAUCUGAUACAAAUAGAGGUCGACACCUUGAAAUCGUGGAAGGUAAUACUCAAACAACAUCUUAAUCAAGACAGGUAUAAAUUGGCGAUCAUUGGCAGCGUUUUCAAGAGACACUCUCCAAGAUGUCGGCGCUAGACUGCGGUUGUCCGAUAGUAAACGCGGGGCCCAGCCUUGCCAACACAUGCAGCGCAAACUCAUUCGUGACUUUCAUGACUCUGGUGGACGUGUUUGUCAGGUUCGCUUGUCCAAUUAGCGACCCGUGCGGAAGGGUGGUACCCAACACUCAACCCGAUCGCGUGUACGACUUCGUGGUUAUCGGGGCGGGCAGUGGUGGUUCGACAGCAGCAGGAAGAUUAGCAGACAACAGGGGUUGGAACGUGCUUUUGCUCGAAGCUGGAUGGGAUGAACCUCCAGGCUCGCAGGUUCCCGCCAUGAUCAGUUACCUCGGCUCCUCUAUCGAUUGGAACUUUCAAACAGAACCGGAACCCGUCGCAUGUCAAUCUAACGCCGAACAAAGAUGCACCUGGCCCAGAGGAAAAGUUCUGGGUGGAUGUAGCGUGUUUAACGGUAUGAUGUACAUGAGAGGCACUCGCAAGGAUUACGAAAGAUGGGUGGAAGCCGGUAACGAUCAGUGGAGUUAUGACGAUCUCUUGCCGGUAUUCAAGAGGUCGGAAGGAAACAGGCAGAUUGGAGAAUUGGUGGACGCGAAAUACCACGGAGCCAAUGGACCUUUUACUAUUCAGAGGUUCAACGAUCAACCUGAUUUGGCAUGGGACGUGUUGGCAGCAGCCGACCAAGUUGGUUAUCCGGUGAGCAACGACUUGAACGGUGAUAUUUUCAAUGGGUUCGCAGUUGCUCAAGCCAACAACAGGGAUGGUGCAAGACUGAGCACGGCGAAGGCCUUCGUCCGCCCUCAUAAGAACAGCCCGAACUUCGAUGUUAUGAUGAACUCGACGGUCACCAAAAUCAUCGUGGAACAAGUCAAUGGUAUCAAGAGGGCCACCGGAGUUCAAUUUGUCUACAAUAAUCAAACCUUUACUGUAAACGUUUCCAAAGAGGUCAUCCUCGCUGCCGGAGCUGUUCAGACUCCACAGGUUCUGCUCCUUUCGGGUAUCGGCGACAAGGCAGUCUUAGAUAGCGUCGGCAUCGAGCAGGUUCAUAACUUAACCGGCGUCGGAAAAGGGCUUCAGAACCAUGUGUCAUUUAACUUACCCGGUAGUAUCGAUAGGAACAGUACUGCUCUGUUGAAUGACUUGACAUUGGCCGAGUACCUCAGCACUGGUCGUGGUCCACUAAGUUCAACCGGAAUGUCUCAGGUGACGGCUAGACUAAACAGUCGUUAUUCUCCAGCAGACGAUCCCGAUAUUCAGUUGUUCUUCAACGGGUAUUCUGCGCGAUGCGCAUAUGAUGGCACGCUAGGAUCGCCUGAAAACCCAGACAAUCCCGACGCCAAGCGGUCAGUCUCGAUUGCCCCGGUGAACUUGCACCCCAAGAGCAAAGGUUCAAUCACACUCAAAUCCAGCGAUCCCUUCGAUCAUCCUAAAAUCGUAGCCAAUUAUCUUACCGAAGAAGAUGACGUAAGGACACUAGUAGAGGCUAUUAGGGCUGCCCAAAAACUCGCAUCAGCUCCCUUGCUGAAGGAGAAAUACAAUUUCCAAUUGAGCAAUACCACAAACUACGGAAACUGCUCCACCUUGUAUACGUAUGACUCCGAUGAGUUCUGGUCAUGCGCUGUUAAGUACGCCACGUCUCCGGAGAAUCAUCAAGGUUCCUCUUGCAAGAUGGGACCGGCUUCGAACCCUGAAACUUGCGUCAACCAGCAGUUGCAGUUGCACGGAAUAGAAAACAUCAGAAUAACGGACGCAUCCGUGUUCCCCACGCUGCCUUCCGGUAACACUCAGGCGACGAUAGUGGCAAUAGCCGAGAGAGCUGUCGAGUUUAUCAGUAGGACGUACAGUUAAUUAACUGAUGCAGUAAAUUAAACAAAUAGAGAAAUAAAUUACUGAAACAUUAUCUGGUCUUUU